This is a messenger RNA of Ostertagia ostertagi, 1209 nucleotides long. Lineage: Eukaryota; Metazoa; Nematoda; Chromadorea; Rhabditida; Trichostrongylidae. The record is from the annotation of a GenBank genome assembly.
AUGCGUUCAGGUGAAAUGUCGACAAUACCGGCUCGAGGAUUUCGCUUCCGAACCAUCGGCGGCCUUCGCUACGGAGCGGCAGCUGCAGUGAGCCCGGCCAGUCUUGGAGUCGUUCCUCAAAGUCGACCUGCGUCCACAUCACAUCUUGCAUCACUGAUCUGUAAUUCGUUGAAGAAUGACUUCCGCCCCACAGCGAUCGUUCGAGGCACGAGACCAUUCUGUUCAGGUAAGAAAUCUCCCACCACACAAACGUAUUGCCUUGCCGGCCUUUCACCAACAAUGGAAAACGGAAACAUAGUCAGCUGGCAGAAGAAAGAGGGAGAUCAACUAGGCGAAGGAGACUUACUAUGUGAAAUCGAAACCGACAAGGCUACCAUGGGAUUUGAGACACCGGAAGAGGGCUAUCUUGCUAAAAUUUGCAUUCCUGAAGGCACGAAGGGCGUUCCAAUUGGAAAAGUGCGUUUGCUUUUUGGAGAUUAUCCGCAGUGCAACUAUAUUGCUCUACCUGCUCUCUCACCCACCAUGGAGACUGGUCGCAUAGUCAGCUGGCAAAAGAAAGAAGGUGACGAACUGGCCGAAGGUGAUGUGUUAUGUGAGAUCGAAACGGAUAAAGCGACUAUGAGCUUUGAAACACCCGAAGAAGGUUUCCUUGCCAAGAUCGUCAUUCCUGAAGGCACGAAGGGCGUUCCAAUAGGAAAACUUCUUUGCAUUAUUGUCGACAACAAAGAUAAAGUGGCAGCGUUCAAGGACUUCAAAGACACUGGAGAAACAGUCAAGCCACCGACACCUGCUGCAGCUCCUCCAAGCGCACCUCCACCGGCGGCAGCACCACCUCCCCCUGCAGCAGCGCCUGCACCUGUGGCAGCCGCUGCACCUCCACCUGCAGCUCCUCAUCCAGGAGGGCAUGUAAGCGCUACACCUUUGGCAAGAAAGCUCGCCGCUGAGCGUGGCGUGGAUAUUAGCGGAGUGGCUGGUUCCGGCCCAGGUGGACGUAUUCUUGCAGCCGACCUUGCACGGGCCCCGGCCGGUGCGGCUGCACCGGCUGCUGCCCCGCGUCCAGGCGUUCCUAGUGGACCCGUAGCCGAUUAUAUCGACAUUCCUCUCACGGGAAUGCGCAGUACCAUUGCUAAACGUUUGACGGAAAGUAAGAGCACAAUUCCGCAUUACUAUCUGACUGCUGAAAUUAAUAUCGAUGCCCUGCUCAAGUAG